AUGCUCCGAUUCCAACCUGCUGUGCUGCUCGGCUAUCGGCGCCAUCGUGUGCGGGGUGCAGACUACCCCGGCAUCGUACCGGCAUCAGAGGCUACGACUAGGACAUCCGUGCGAGGGACGCUUGUCUCCGGACUAACAGACGGUGAUGUUCACCGUUUGGAUAUGUAUGAAGGGGAUGAGUAUACUCGAGACCCAGUUACCGUGCGUGUGCUUGGGGAGUCGGUACCUGGGGGGAGUAAGUCGAACCUGGAGGCACAUCUAAAGGAUGUGUUGGAUUCAGCUGGGCCGGAUCUGAAGGUUGAAGGAGUUGAGGUUCAGGCGAAGACUUAUGUCUGGGUUGCCGGGGAGGGGAGGCUAGAGGAUGCGGAGUGGGAUUUUGAGACUUUUAAGAAAGAUAAGAUGGCGUGGUGGGUUAAUGCCGAUGAGAGUCAGUGGUAG
This is a messenger RNA of Penicillium atrosanguineum, 438 nucleotides long. RefSeq names its product gamma-glutamylcyclotransferase family protein. The transcript has a single exon. The record is from RefSeq and is a predicted model, not a curated record. NCBI's taxonomy places the organism in Eukaryota, Fungi, Ascomycota, Eurotiomycetes, Eurotiales, Aspergillaceae. Bases 1 to 438 code for a protein of 145 amino acids.